Momordica charantia (bitter melon) is the source of this 2012-nucleotide messenger RNA. RefSeq lists its product as uncharacterized. The record is from RefSeq and is a predicted model, not a curated record. Lineage: Eukaryota; Viridiplantae; Streptophyta; Magnoliopsida; Cucurbitales; Cucurbitaceae.
CAUUUCUAAUCGGUUAGUUUUCGAUUUUCUUCACUUUUUUCAGUCCCAAUGCUCUUUUUUUUCUUUACCCUUUGCGUGUGCUUUCGAUUUCUGUUCAUUCGCCGAAAUGCAGGUCUCUCCCUCUCUCUUUUUAAGUGUUGGAACUUGGAAUCGGUUUCGCUUCCGAAGAAUGAUCUGAUUUCAUUCUCUGUUUGAUCGUCCUCCAGAAUCGCUUAUUAUAAACUGAAGAUUGGAUGGGAAAUGUACGAACCCAGAACGAAUUGUAUGAGAUUGCUUCCACGGCACAUGAUGAUACUCUUCAAAUCUUCGGUAUCAUAUCACCAAUUGAUGAGAUUCUUACCCAUCUCUUGGCAUUGACUAGUUACAUAACUCGCGGAUUUGUCCAAUUUAUCGAGGAUCUCGUAGCCAGAGAUGUCAACAAAUUUCUUAUCGACUCUGUGGUCAUUCCAUUGGGACUUUGUUUGAGUUCUUCUGGUCAAAGUGGACAGAGGUCUGUUUCGGAAGGUUCGUCGUUGUCCAUACCCGACAUCCCCGGUGCCUCAGAUUCGAACAACGGUGUGUUUGUAGAUAGGAGAUCAGAUGUAGAGACCAUUUACAGUUACCAGGUUGCAUCUCCCAUUUUUCAAGGGUUGAUGCUCCCAAUAUACAGUUUACAGUUUAUCCAAGAAUUAGCAUUAUGUUCCUUGAGGCAUUGUUUCUCCUGCAUUCAAUGCAUCGAGUUCCGCCUCCACAAUAUUAUAUCUAGAAUAAUAAAAACCUUGCUCGGUUCAGCGAACGAUAUCGGAUGGCUGCAAAGUACUCCCGGCAUGCCUCCUGUGGUUGAUGGAACAGCAAGAUUCUUGGAAUUGCUCUCGGAAAUAAGGAACGGAGAGCACAAACUACCCAACUCAUUUGUUUAUUUAUUAGUCCCAGGUCUCUUUAGCAAUCAUGGUCCCUUGUAUUUUGUGGGCACCAAGAAAUUCUUUUCAAAGAUGGGUCUUACUUGCCAUAUUGCAAAAAUUCAUAGUGAGGUAUCAGUAGAACAUAAUGCCUGGGAGUUAAAAGAAUACGUCGAGGAGCUCUACUGGGGCUCGGGCAAGCGAGUGAUGCUGCUCGGGCAUAGCAAGGGCGGGGUUGAUGCUGCUGCUGCAUUAUCAAUCUACUGCAAUGAGUUGAAAGGCAAAGUUGCUGGCUUGGCUCUGGUACAAAGUCCUUACGGCGGAACCCCUUUGGCUUCAGAUAUCCUUCGCAACGGGCAGGUUGCUGACAAAGAGAUGAGGAGGAUCAUGGAGCUCGUAAUGUGCAAGAUUAUCAAGGGUGACAUUCGGGCAUUGGAGGAUCUGACGUAUGAGAAGCGAAAGGAGUUCGUUACGAGUCACAAGCUCCCAGAGAACAUACCAAUACUCUCCUUCCACUCGGAAGUACGAGUGGCACCGGGAGUUCUUGCUACAAUGACUCAAAUAGCUCACGCCGAGCUACCAUGGCUACCUCUUCCAAGAUCUUGGACAGAAUCCGAUACGGUGGUGGAGGGUGGGCGGCAUGUUCCAGUGGUGAUUCCCAUUUCUGCUGUCAUGGCAUUGUGUGCUCUGCAUUUGCAGCUUCGGUAUGGAGAGAAGAGCGAUGGUCUGGUGACAUGCCGGGAUGCUGAAGUUCCUGGCUCAGUCGUCGUGAGACCGAAACAGAAGCUCGAUCACGCGUGGAUGGUUUACUCUUCCCGGAGGAAGAAUUCAGGUGAUCCUGAUGCUUCUGAGAUGUGCGAGGCAAUUUUGACAUUGCUUGUGGAGCUUGGAUUGAGAGUGAAAGAAGGAAAACAAUAGGUGGUGGCUUUCUUGUAAUUCUAUCUAAAGAUAGAUCCAAAUUUGUCCAUUGCAAAAUCUAGUGAAAUUUUCUUUUGCAAAAGGAAGUUGAAUAUGAUCGUAUUGGAUUUCAUCAUAAAUCAAUCGUUGCUUGAUUUUAUGGUUGAACAUGUAGUUUUGUUGUUUAUUAAAAGAUGAUAACACUGGCGAUAGCUUCAAACUUACUUGUAAAUUUUC